This is a messenger RNA of Thunnus maccoyii (southern bluefin tuna), 5488 nucleotides long. It is a transcript of the gene gdnfa, whose product is annotated as glial cell derived neurotrophic factor a. The coding region runs from base 1407 to 2207 and encodes 266 amino acids. NCBI's taxonomy places the organism in Eukaryota, Metazoa, Chordata, Actinopteri, Scombriformes, Scombridae. Gene Ontology annotation, biological process: negative regulation of neuron apoptotic process; positive regulation of branching involved in ureteric bud morphogenesis; peripheral nervous system development. Gene Ontology annotation, molecular function: receptor tyrosine kinase binding; glial cell-derived neurotrophic factor receptor binding; growth factor activity. The transcript has 3 exons. The record is from RefSeq and is a predicted model, not a curated record.
UUAAAUAAAUGUGAUUACAGCAGUUUUGCCGGCAUAAAUGCACUUUUCAGCUCAUGUUUCUCUAACCUCGAAGAACCACGCACGAGUCUGACAACGCUGGCUCUGCUUUCAAAUGACUCAGUCUUUUAUUAUAAUCAACCAUAUGCCAGUUCACAUUAUAUUCAUGCAUUUGAGCUUGUUUAUAUAAGCACAGAUUUCCUUUCAUUCAUUCUCUUUACCAGUUUAUUCCUGUUUGGGGUAAAAUGGGAGCCUGGAGGCUAUUCCAGCAUGCAAUGGCAAGGGAACGUCACCCAGUGUUUUCAGAACAUUCCUGUUGAAAAAAAUGAUUAUUUUGCAUGUAAAUAAUGUGUGUAAAGAAGCUGUCCACUUAUUGCUUAUUCUGGGCUAGUGUGAUGCUUCAGUGAUUAGGAAGGCAGAGUGAAUUAUGGCCGCUGAUGGGAAGGAUCGCUGCAACACCUAAAUCACAGGGACUGGGCUCAGUUUCAGUUAUGACAGAGCAGCUCAUACAGUUUACCCAAGUCAUAUCUCAAUAUCGGAAGUAAAAGUGUGGACAACUUAGAUAUUUCAAAUGAUGUUAUUAUAGUUGUGUCUGCUGUUAAAUUUGUAUUCAGUAAUCACUUUGUAACCAUCAACACUAUGUAGGGAGGAAGCUUAUUGAGUCACUGUUUACAAGACAAUAAUAUUACUUUUUUGUAAUAUAUAAAUGCCACAUGUUAAUACAUUUAGAACAUUCCUAUUGCAAGAUGUUGGUUGAUAGUAAAGAGUGGAAUGGCAGGACAAUGAUGACAGAAGAAUGUCACUAGUGCGUCUAUACUGACACUAAAACACACACGAACUCAUUCAAAACACCAGAGAUUUUUUGUUAUUGUGCAAAAAUAAUUACUCUCUGUGAAAGGGGGUAUGAGUCAGGGCCAGACUACCAUAAAGUUACAAACAAAAACAAAUUAUAUGAAUUCAGACAGUUGUAUCCUGACAAAUGAAACAUUAGUAGCUGUCAAGCAACACAAUGAAACCAUGUGAGAACAUAACAGAAAAGAGUCCAUACAAUGAGGACUUGGCUCAGUACAACGCAGAUACUUUAAGAAUGGGUAGGGCGCCACAUAAAUGCUUGAAAGAAAACAUGUAUUGACAAGAAGUUUCAUCCCGAGAGCAAACAAGCAUGAACCUUAAUACCAAUGAAAAACAGAUAAGCCAGCGUGGAUUAAAAGUGUCAGUGCUGGGAUUUUCAUCCUUUUAUUAAACAGCCAUCGUUAGCAGCUUUUCACAUGUUAAACUAAAACCAGAAUGCUUCUUGGAAAGCGUGUGUUUAGUUGUUGGAUGGAGCUGGUCUCCUCUGGCACAUUAACACAAAUUACUUUCAUAUUUAAAGGACUUGUGUAACUUGUGGAAUUCAUUUUUUGCAGAAGAUGAAAGCCUUCUUCAUAGGAACUGAGUCUAAGAUGAAGUUAUGGGAUGUUUUGGCCACGUGUUUGUUGCUCCUGAGCUCUGUUGCUACACGGCCUCUCUACCAAAACACUCAGCCAGCCAAGAGGACUUAUUUCCCCAGCAGCUACAGUGAAUCUGCGACCCUGUCUGUGGAGGACAACCAGCCAAAGUUCCAGCGCGAAGACCACAACCUGCAGGAGAUCUCCAUGGAGGAUCAAUAUGACAUCACAGGUCCCUAUCCAGAGCAGUUUGAUGAUGUAAUGGAUUUUAUCGAGGCUACCAUCGGCAGACUCCGGAGAUCAUCAGAGCCCAGCAGCGGGGGCCCCAGGGGGCGGAGAGAGCAGAGACAGAGGGGAGCAGCAAACACAGGAGGAUCGAGAGGCGAGGGCAGAGGACACAGCGACAGGAGGCGCAGUCGGGGGCGAGGGGGAAGCCGAGGCGGUAAAGGAGGCCGAGGCGAGAGGGGGAGAGAGAGGAUAUCAGUGCAGAGUCGAGGCUGCUUGCUGAAGGAGGUCCAUCUCAAUGUGACGGACUUGGGGCUGGGCUACCAGACUAAAGAGGAGCUGAUCUUCCGGUACUGCAGCGGCCCCUGUGUCGAAGCGGAGACCAACUAUGACAAGAUCCUCAACAACCUCACGCACAACAAGAAGCUGGACAAGGACACGCCCUCUCGCACCUGCUGUCGGCCCAUCGCUUUUGACGAUGACUUAUCUUUCUUGGACGACAACGUAGUGUAUCACACACUGAAGAAGCAUUCUGCCAGGAAGUGUGGCUGUGUCUGAGGAAGUCACAUUUGACGUGACAAAAUAACAGACAUGACCAGCACCAGUGAACUAAGGAUCACCUUUUUACAAGCUGGCGCAGCAAAGGCAGGAAAAUCACUGUUGGAAAUGGGCAUAUGAGGCUGAAAAGGGAGUGUAAUGCGUCUCAUUUUUAUCAGUAAUCAUCAAAUACAGGUGAGUAUACUGACAGAUCUCUGACCUGAAAGACAUCGGAGCAGCCGCUAAAAAAAGCAAACUGUACAUUUAACUUUUGACAGUCCGUACUCGUAUCAGGUGUGAACCAAUUUGAAGAAACAAUACUGUUACACUUCCAGAGUUGCUCACUGGGCUUUUCUUAAAAGAUGAGCGCAAAAAAACUUGGGUUUUUUUGCCUGGAAGAAUUCAUUUUCCCAGGAACAUCAGUUUUUCCAUAACUGGCUCCUAAGACUCACGGAGAUUGGAGGAGUAUAUUCAGCUGCAUCCUAAAUCACUUCCACUGCGUACUCUGGAUGUUGACAUUUACAUUCAGAGCCAAGGGAUGAGAAGUACCACACCAGCGUUCAGCAAAGACUUUUUUGGUGCAACGCAUCAACAUGAAAUCCAAUCAUUUAUAUAAAUAUAUACUAUAUACAUAUAUAUACACAUGUGUGUAAGAGGUAUAUUUAUUAAGAUGGAAUUAACUUAUUGUUAUUUAUUUCAAUCCAUUUUAUGAGAAGAAAUUGUCAUUUUUCUUAUUUAUUUAAAAGCUUUGUUUUGUCCUGGAUGGUGCCAAAAUGGAGCAUUUUUCUCAAGCAUAAUCUUACACGGUGAUCCAGAAUCGCAAAACACUCACCCACACACACAUCCCGAUAAUGCUUAUUCGCUUCACUUAGAUUCCAGGGUAUCUCAAUCCAUACGUCCAAAAAAAGAUCAUCAUUAACUAUCAAGUUAAACAAGAGUAGAAAGAGACAUAGAGGAGGGGACCAAUAGAAGCUUUUUUGUUUGAAUUGAUCUUUUGUUUUGGAACAUUUUGGGAGGACAUUAACCUCAUGUGACCAUACAACUCACACCACCUGGGACUCAUAAUCAAUCAAUCACAUGCCGUUUACAUGUUUACAAGGAGACAUACAACUCUGCUGCUGUUUAUUUUCAAGACAACUUUCAAAUUAAUAAUCCAGAAUAGCUCUAAUGUCACUCCAAACAAUUGACCAGAAUUGUUUCCUCUGAGGAGUCAUGACAUCUUCUAAUAGAAAUAUAAAAUCAACAUGAGAGUAGUGGUCUCUGAGGAUCUGUAGGUGCCUUUGAGGAUCCAUCCUUUGAGUCACAAAGUACAGAAGCUGCUAGAAUGCCUGCCUAUCAGCAUGCGUUACCUGAAACCUCACUCUGGCCUUGCACCAAGUCUGAGCAAAGGCUUUGUAGCAGUUACUGUCCCAAUAGGCUUUAAAGUUCACGGGACUGCCUGUGUUUCUGUCUCGGCUCUGACAGACAGGUCUUACUCCCUGAAAGGGGAUUUGAAAGUGAUCCUCUAAUAUGAGUCUUAACCAAAUAACCCCGCCGGCAAAGGCAUUUUGGUGAAGGCGGUUUAAGGAAGCUCUAGCUACUGUAGCGACUGUCAUCGCGACACUGAUGUAAAUAUCUCAAGACUGGAUGUUUCCACAAAAGAAUAUGUUUUGGAAUUACAGAGGGAAGACAAUGGGUAGGCUCAGCACACUUUUCUACAUGCAAUAACUUGUUCAGCCAAGUUUAUUCCCAAACUAUAGCGGAAAUAUACAUCCGGGAUAACAGAGAACUCUUUGAAAGCAUGUUGCUGUGCCCAUCGAGACCCUGCGAGGGGACCGCUUUAGUGGAACAAAGAGAGUCCUCGGGUAGGUCUUGAUGUUAGCACGGAUUAGGGACCAAGGUAUCUGUGCCCACCCAGCAGCAAGCAAGCCAGCUUUACUGUGUAAUCCCCCUGCACACAGAACAAAUCCACUGCAUCAAGCUGAAUUUAGGCCAAACACUACACAGAGAGGGGAAAAAAAAAAAACCUCUAGCUUUUAUCACAGCAUACCUCAUCAAUUGGAUCAUCUUCCCCUUUAACAACUGAUUCGUGUAUAAGCCUUUCCAGAUGAGAAUGUGCAGUUAGGAGACUUCCCAGAAGCCUCAGAGCGCCUCGCUACUCUUUGAUACCAUACAUUAAAGUGUGUAAACUGUGACCACAAGCUCUCUCAUCUUUAUGACUGUUUGCUCAACUGUCUCUUAGCAAUUAGUCCUCUGGUUUUGAUGCAAAGGUAAACAAGCGAAAGGUAACAAUGCAAAGGAAUCCUCAGUGUUAAUAUUAGAAGAAAGGAUUGCAUUUGUGUUAACACCUCUGUGAAAAAAAACAUACCUGUCAUGUCGUCUCACUUGUUUUGUGUUACAGAACCAAAGCUCUCGGCAAACUUUAUUUUUGUACAAUAUUCAUUUUAUAACUUUUUACAGAAUUAAACUUGUUUCUAUUAAACGAGCGUUGGUCUGGUAUUCUGCCAUGCACAAUAAUCCCCUCAGUGCCAGAUGGUGCUAAUUUGCCUGGGUUAUGUUUACACAAGCAUCAUGUAAAAUUGAGGAUGAAAAUUUGGGUUAAAUAGAGACUUGCGGGGACGGUUUGAGAGAUGGCCUCUACAGCGCGGUGUCCCCUCCUGUUCUGCAUUCCUGAACACCAGCCCGGGGUCAUACAGUAAACAAAAGCUAGCUGUAAAGCGGCACUGAGCUGUAAAUCAAGGAGCUCAAGAAUGUUUCCACUGUGCAAAGAAGAUAUGUAAAUGCUGAUGAGAAAAUGGCAGAGGUUCAGACGGUGAGUCAUUAAGCAGGGGGCUCAAGGUGUGUAUACGAUGUAUAGCUUAGAGUCGUCUCGAGUCAAGUCACAGUUAUUGUCAUAGCAAGUCUAAAGUUAAUUUGCAAGUCUUUCUGACCUCUGAAUACUGACCAUUAAAAUGAUACAUUUAAAAAUCUCAUUUUCAAAACUGAAAAUAUUUUUUACAUACUGAGGCCCAGUUACUUUACUUGCUUAGGCCUUGUAAUUGAAUAUUUAUGAUGUUCCUGUCAUUUUUUUUGUGUACCAAGAUUUAACUGAGUCAAAAUAAUUAGCUUUUCUCAGAAUCUUUGUGACUUGGAGGAUAAGUCUGGUUAUAUUUUAUGUUGUCAACAAAUUCCAGUAAAAGACCAAAACCAACUAUGAACUGAUUAACAAAUAUCAUCUGUGUAGCUACAGCCUGAUAAAGCUUAUUCCUCAUAUGGAAUAGAGCUGAAUUGUAUUCAAAAAAAUGAUUAAAAAAAAGCAAAUAAAUUAGCCACACUGUCACACU